AUGCGAUCAAUUUGGUUGCAAUCGUUUGUUGUAGGACUUUGCUGUUUAGUUGUUCUAAGUUCUGGAGCAUUUCAUCAAAGUAGAGUAGCAUGGAGACCGUCGAAACGAAUGGAGAUGAUGAAAACGGGAGAAUGGGCGACUUAUAAGAAUUACCUUGAUAGACAGAGAAAGUUGAGCCCUUGGCAACUCCAAAGUUUACCGCAAAAUGUCAAUGAUUUCGCUGAUUUCGAGUAUCUUGGAAACAUCACUAUUGGUACUCCCCCACAACCAUUCCUUGUUGUUUUGGACACUGGUUCUGCCAAUCUUUGGAUUCCAGGACUAUCAUGCAAAACCAAUUGUGAUUCCAAACGAAAGUUUGACUCUUCAAAAUCAUCGACAUUUGUGAAGAAUGGACAAUCUUGGACAAUUCAAUAUGGAUCAGGAGCCGCUGCUGGAAUUCUCGGGCAAGAUACUGUAAAGAUUGGAGCUACCGGGGAGGAUCAAUUGACUAUUCCAAAGACUACAUUUGGCAUUGCGAACCAGAUUUCAGCAGAUUUCAAAAGCGACGCGACUGAUGGAAUAUUCGGAUUAGCAUUCACCACACUUGCAGUAGAUGGUGUAGUGCCUCCACUCAUCAAUGCUAUCAAACAAGGUCUUCUUGAUCAACCAUUGUUCAGUGUCUUCUUGGAACAUCGUGGAACACUGACUAACGUCGGAGGUGGAGUGUUCACGUAUGGAGCAGUGGAUACAACAAAUUGCGGUCCAGUUAUUGGAUAUCAACCAUUGUCGUCAGCUACCUACUUCCAAUUCAAGGCAAACAGAUUCCGAUUGGGAAAAUAUCUGAAUGCGAAGAUAGUCGAUGUGAUUUCGGAUACCGGAACUUCUUUCCUCGGUGGACCAAGUGUUGUCAUCGAUGAGAUGGCGAAGCAGGCUGGAGCGACGUAUGACAUUCUCGGUGAAGCCUAUAUAAUUGAUUGUGACGCCACACCCGGACCUCUUGGAGUCACAAUCGGAGGUCAUGACUAUCAAAUCGAGCACUACAAUUAUAUUGCUGAUGUUGGUGAUGGAACAUGCGUAUUGACUCUUUUCCCAAUGGAUUUUGGUGGCUUCGGACCAACUUGGAUUCUUGGUGACCCGUUCAUUAGACAAUAUUGUAACAUUUAUGAUUUGGGAAAUCUUCGAAUGGGAUUUGCUCCUUCUCUGCAACCAGCACCAACGAAAGCAUUCAUUUUUUACUUUUGUUUCAAAAUGAAGAAUGCUCUUUUGAUUCUUCUUUUCCUUUUCCUGGAACCAUUCAAUUCUCAAAAUCAUGAUGGUGGAAGAUUGAUGAUGAUGGACAAACAUAUGAGACGACUCAACUUAACUGAUAUUCAUUUCACUGAUCCGAAUGGUGUUGUGAGAGUGGAUACAGUGAUGAAUAAAUACAAUUCUUCAAGAGAAGAACUCAUAAGAAUAUUGAAGGAGAAAGUCAACGAGACUGCUUAUAACAUGGUGAAGAAUAAACCACAAAGGGUUGAUGAAUGGAACAAAAAAGCUGUCGAUCUUCCACAUCCAAUUCACAGUUCACAGUAUAACAAAACUGCAAAGGGAUAA
Molecule: messenger RNA, 1572 nt
Organism: Caenorhabditis remanei
Lineage: Eukaryota; Metazoa; Nematoda; Chromadorea; Rhabditida; Rhabditidae
Exons: 8
Coding region: 1-1572 (523 amino acids)
Biological process (GO): cell death; proteolysis
Cellular component (GO): lysosome
Molecular function (GO): aspartic-type endopeptidase activity
Source: RefSeq, a predicted model, not a curated record